This is a messenger RNA of Hippocampus comes (tiger tail seahorse), 1196 nucleotides long. RefSeq names its product spermatid perinuclear RNA-binding protein-like. NCBI's taxonomy places the organism in Eukaryota, Metazoa, Chordata, Actinopteri, Syngnathiformes, Syngnathidae. The annotation marks the transcript as partial. Gene Ontology annotation, cellular component: precatalytic spliceosome. The record is from RefSeq and is a predicted model, not a curated record. Gene Ontology annotation, molecular function: single-stranded RNA binding; double-stranded RNA binding. The transcript is spliced from 10 exons.
ACGAACUAACACCAGAAGCGGAGCUCGUAUAGCAAGCUAGCAAAAAGUAGGGGAGUUUCUCUCUACGCUCCGGGCGCUCGUCGCGACGGCUGAAGACUGUCUGACGAGCGGGUCUGACGGGACCGUAGUACUCACAGAGACCCCGACCACCACCUGCUGUCUGAACAUGCGAUCGUUUGCCAGUGACGACCGUUACAUCAUGACCAAGCACGCCAGCAUCGUCCCUGCCCCCGAGGACCUGGAAGCAGUCCAGACGCUGGUGUCCGCUGUGGAAGCUGCCCUCCAGAAGGUAUCCCAUUGGCUGGACGGCCUCAACAGCUCUCCCGGGAGCAUCGCCAUCAAGGAGUCAGGUGAUGGCCAGGUGGUCCACUACGCCGUUGACGGCACAAAGAUGGCUACGGCGUCGACGCUGCGCAGCGUGACCCGGGUGGGCCUGCUUUCCAAAGGUUUACUCAUCAAGGGUGACAUGGACCUGGAGCUCGUGCUCGUGUGCCAACGGAAGCCCACCCGACUGUUGCUCUACACCAUCUGUGCCGUCCUGCCCCAAAGGAUGCAGGCACUGAGCAAGGACGUGUACGAGGUGCACUCGCGCGUGGACGAAGCGGCCAUCCUGGUGUGUCGCACCAAAUCUCCCCGAUUCACGCUCAAGAUCACCCUCACCUCCUUGGACAUGAAGGGGCCAGAGGGAGGCCUUGGCGCAGAGGAGACGUCACGGAGCCGAGAGGACAGCGACGUCCUGGACGGACGCAAGUGCCGAGCGGCGAUGGCUGAGAUCCGGCGAGCCAGCUGGUUUCAGGCCGCGGUGUCGCCCGUGAAGUCUUGCAUGGUGGUAUUGAGGCUCCUCCGAGACAUGUGCAACACACUGACUGUGUGGCGGCCGCUCAAAGGAUGGCCACUGGAGCUCAUCUGCCAAAAGGCCGUCACCGCCCGCAGUCGCCCUUCGGGGCCGGCCGAGGCACUGCGGCGCGUCAUGGAGUUCGUCGCCUCUGGAAUCCUACUUCCUGGGGGUCCAGGAAUUCGGGACCCUUGCGAAUGUGAGCCGACGGAUGCCUUGUGUGACCUCACCUCCCAGCAAGCCGAUGCCAUUACACGCGGCGCGCAGGAUACUUUAAGACUCCUGGCCUUUGGACAAAUUUCCUGGGUGUUAAAUAUGGAUCCCCUCCCCAGCAGUAAUCCUUCAUUGCAGCACUUACAAG